Molecule: messenger RNA, 660 nt
Organism: Nicotiana tabacum (common tobacco)
Lineage: Eukaryota; Viridiplantae; Streptophyta; Magnoliopsida; Solanales; Solanaceae
Source: RefSeq, a predicted model, not a curated record
AUGGCUACUUCUAGUCGUUCUUUAUGCAUGGCUCUUCUUGUACUAAGCAUUGUUAUGGCAUGUAUGAAGCGGGGACAUGGGGAGGAUGGAGAUGAUUAUUGCUACUAUGGUGGCUGGCGUGGAUGCAAAAAUCGUGUUGGAGGAGGAGGAGGAGGCGGUGGAGGUGGUGGAGGAAGUGGUAAUGGAGGUUCUGGGCAUGGAGAGGGUCAUGGUGCGGGGGCAGGUGUAGGUGUGGGAGGUGGUGGUGGUGGCGGAGGUCAUGGAGGUGGUGGUGGUAAUGGAGCUGGUGGUUCAGGUCAUGGCGAAGGAUUUGGAGCUGGAGUUGGUGCUGAAGGUGGUGGAGGUGGUGGAGGGUCCGGUGGUGGAGGUGGCAGUAGUGUUGAUGGAGGUUAUGGUCACGGUAGUGGUUUUGGAGCCGGCGGAGGUGGAGGAGGAGGAGGAGGAGUUAAAAAUACUAGUGAUGAUAAUGGUGGUGGUGAAGGUUAUGGUGAAGGAUAUGGGCAUGGAGAAGGCAGUGGCUAUGGUGGAAAUAAUAAUGGUGGCAUUGGAAUGGGAUUUGGAAUGGGUAUGGGAUUUGGUUUUGGCAUUGGAACAGCUGGUACUAGUGGAAAUUCUAGUCCUGUUGAUGAAGCUAGCAAGAAUGUUGACAAACAACCCUAA